CUCUUCUUCUUUUUUCGAGGACCGAAGGCCAACCGACCUUCACCGAACAGCUCGUUUGUGGGGUGCUCAUCCAUCACCAUGGCUGACGUGUCCGAGGCGUUUCGCAGCUUUGCUGGCGGGGCGAGCGAACUGGACGGCCGGCAGUUCGUCAAACUCUGGUUAGCAUAGCAGCCUGGGGGUGGGGUGGACGGUGACGGCCCGGGCAGCCCCAUGCCCAUGUUCUGUGUUUGUGUUGCUGUGCAGCAAGGUGAGGCCACGUGCUGUGGGGCUCCACCUCGGGCGGUCGAUUGCUCGGCGUGCGCACCUUUCUCUCUCUCUCUCGCUCUCUCUCCGUGUGUUCGAUUCUGUCUGUGUGUCUGUCUGUGCGCUUGUGAUUGGUCGACCAGGACUGCAGAAUCAUCGACUCCAAGUGCACUUCCACUGACGUACGUGAGCGACGGAUGGCAGAAUUUGCCGUCGUUUCUUCAUCCAUUGAAUGAUAAGAGUGGUAUUCGUUGCCUGCCUGCCUGGCUGGCUGGCUGGCUGGCUGGCUGCAGGUGGACCUGAUCUUCGCCAAAGUCAAGCAGAAGGCCGCAAGGAAGGUCGACAGCAGGGAGGGGAGGGAGGGAGGGAGGGAGGGACAGGACAACCAAGCAGCUGACUUAUGGGAGACACGACGCCCUUCCCAUACACAUGGUUCCGGUGCUCUCUCUCUCUCUCUCUGUGUGUGUGUGUGUGUGUGUGUUGGAUGUUGUCACCAUGUCAGAUCAAUUUGUUUGAGUUUGAGCAGGCCCUGGAGCUGCUGGCCGAGAAGAAAAAGAUCUCCGUUUCUGACCUCAAGAACAAAAUCGGCUCCUCACAGGGUCCGUCUGUGAACACACACACUCAGACACAGAGACAGAGAGAGAUAGAGAGAGAGAAAGGGACACCAUCCGUGUGGUGUGAAUGAUGUGUGUGUAUGUGUGUCGGUGGCUGGACGGGUGCCCUCACUGCACGUGGCACGGUGUCAGGACCCGUUCUCACCGGCACCAAGACCGAGGCUGUCAAGUAGGACACACACCACACACGAGACCACGAGACACACACUGAUCUUCAUAUCCUCUGUCUGUAUGUCUCUCUCUCUGUACCUGUGUGUGUGUGCAGGUUCUAUGACGACAAGUCGACGGUAAAUGACCACAGUGGGAAUGAAGGGGAAUGAGGGCGUGUGAGGGUCUGCUGGCAUUGUGUGACACCUACCUGUCUCUCACUCACUGCUGACUCUGACUCUGACUCUCACUCUGCUGCAUCGGGUGACUGUGGCCCCGGUGCGGUGCUUGCAGUUCACGGGUGUGCACCAGCACGGCGGUCCCUCGACGGUCGACAAGGGGCGAAACAAAUUCUCAGACCUCUCUGAAUUCUGCGGUACACACACACACAGACAGAGGCACGUGUGUGUGAAGGGCAGAAUGUGCGCACACACACACCCCUAAACAUAAACAUACCUCUGUCUGUAUCCCAUCGGUGUGUCUUGUGUUGAUCGCAUUGCCUGCAGACCGCACCCCUGCCGACGUCAGAGGUGCUGCAAUGACUGACUGGCAAAAGAGCUGGCUGAUUUGUGGGGCCGUGAAUGUGUGUGUGCCGGUGUGAGUGCAGGCAUCAAGUCGCUCAAGUAACCGACUAACUAACGGGCUUCAUACUUGCACCCACACAUCGGCACCGAAAUGGACGAGGGAGUAAAUGUUGUAUGGUGUCUGCUGCCUGAUGAACG
Vitrella brassicaformis is the source of this 1726-nucleotide messenger RNA. The record is from the annotation of a GenBank genome assembly. Lineage: Eukaryota; Vitrellaceae.